Messenger RNA from Ceraceosorus guamensis, 2174 nucleotides. RefSeq lists its product as hypothetical. The transcript has 7 exons. Bases 397 to 2163 code for a protein of 588 amino acids. Gene Ontology annotation, biological process: peptidyl-lysine monomethylation; peptidyl-lysine trimethylation. Gene Ontology annotation, molecular function: protein-lysine N-methyltransferase activity. Lineage: Eukaryota; Fungi; Basidiomycota; Exobasidiomycetes; Ceraceosorales; Ceraceosoraceae. The record is from RefSeq and is a predicted model, not a curated record.
CAGCAUCUGCCUCUUCUCCACUUACGACUUCGCUUCGUGACUUUGGGGCCAGCGCGAGAGGAUUGCGCCUCUGCACUUUCGUCACGACUCACGCACCACAAUCCCAGUCACAAGCAACGAACGCAGUGCCAUCGCCAAGAAGACCUCCCCUGCAAGCUCCUAGAGACACAGACUCAGCCGGCCACCCUAUUCAUCCCCCAUUUCGCCAUGGACUCUCAGGUCUAGCUCAUCAGUCGAGCCUCAGGGAGUCAUCAAGGGGUGAGGGGGUGCGAGUACAAGGGGGAUCUCCGAGCCACAGAGUCGAGCUCGCGCACAGAAGCACCUCGAGUGUAGACCGAAAGCAGCUUUAUGACGCUUCGCUGUUAGUAUCGAGGGAGCAAGGGCUUCCGCUUAGUGAUGCAGGAGCAGAAAGGGAGGCUGAAGACCGCCAGAGCGCUCUUGGCGUCAUUCAACUUUGCCGGCUUGGUAGAGAUCUCGGAGCAUACAUCUGCUGGACGAGGCUUGAUCUUGGCCGGGUCAGAGCCGAGCAAGUCGGACGAGCUACUUUUGCGCGUCCCCUCUACUUCCCUACUCAAUGUUCGCACGGCUAAGCGCUGGCUGCACACGUCUUUACUACCUUCCAAACAAAGCCCAAGUCAUCCAUACAAUAAUGCAACAAUCGGAGAAUCGCCACAAUCACCUCAGUCGGGCUGCAAAGAGAUACAAGCAGACACCUUAAGUGGGAAAGAGCAGGGAGAGGCGCACGUGCCUCUUCCUCUGAGCAGUCAUCAAGCUCUCGCGCUACUGCUGGCAAUUUGGAAAUCCGCACAACGUCAGCCGGCUCAAAAUGGCUCUCACGAGCAGACUGGUGAAGGUCCGCUUCCAUCGGCGAGUACCUUGGUAGAUGGCGCCUCGCCAGCAUUCUUGGACGCCUUCUUGGGCACAGCUCCAGCUUCUUACGAUACUCACCCCGUGUCUUACUCGAGCGAGCCCUCUGCUGGAUUUGUGCCAAGCAUUCUGGCCAAGUGUCUGCCGUCUCACGCUUCAGAGCUUGUGCAAAGAGUCAGGAGUCGCUUUCAUCGAGACUGGUCCGUGAUCGAGAGCUUACAACGACGUCACCCUGAAAUGUUGAUUCCGCUUGAGGCAAUCUCUGAGGCCUUGACAUCAACAAAAAAGGCAUCGCUACCUCAGCCGUCCAUUACAGUGACAAAGGAGCACUUCAAGUGGGGCUGGUUGUGUGUCAACACCCGCUGUCUACAUCUACCUCAAGGUCUGACUCCUCAUGCAGACAAUCUGACGCUCGCUCCGAUUCUCGAUUUGGCAAACCACAAGCCGAGCUCUUCUUCGGAUGUUGGUGCCUGCAACGUUAGGCACACUCCGUCGAGCGGCUUGGAGCUACACGCUCCGUCUCGUCGGGGAGCUUUGCGAUCAGGGGACGAAGUCACAUUCUGUUAUGGAGCUCAUGCAGCACAGAUGCUUUUCGCGGAGUACGGCUUCGUACUGCCUCGCCAACGAAGUCCCUCUAUGGAGUCAAGCCCAGUGCAACAAUGGAACGGCUGUCCGUUCGCUGAGGUCAGAUUGGACGAUGAAAUCAUUAGGCUUUUCAAAGAGCAGGGAGAAGAAGGCAUAGCUAAAGAGAGUUUAUUACAAGCUAGAGGCUACUGGCUAGACUACACCAUUCACCCAGACCCGUUCCCACCUCACGCUUCGCAUCGACUUAUCUGCGCCCUUAGACUAUUGCACGUACCCUUGAGCUCGACUUCUGUUCACGAACAUUCUGAUCAGAACAACUUGGUGCGCACCUAUCCGAUCACGUCUGCCCCUUCCAUCAACCGUUCUGCCGGGCACACGAAUGCAGAACUCCAGGGAUGGGAAGCUACCCUGCUCGGGCUGCGCCAUCACGUCAGCGACGAAAAUGAAGAGAGAGCACAUGGGACCCUCAUGAAGUUAUGUCAAGACGUAAUGGAUGAUCGGACCUCAAGACUCUCACUUCUACAUAGCAUGUUGCAGAACAGGCACUCUGAAUCGCUUAUCGAAGCAUCAGAACCUGUACAAGAGGCGUCGGCGCAGGACACGGACAGCAUCAUCGACAUGGUCCGCACAAUGCUGAUCGAUGACUUUGAUAUUGCACAGUCUGUACUGACAAUCACUCGAGCGGGCGGAAUCGAAUCGGAAUGGUCAUAGAUUAUACAUCG